Messenger RNA from Hibiscus syriacus, 2648 nucleotides. RefSeq names its product serine/threonine-protein kinase MPS1-like. Gene Ontology annotation, molecular function: ATP binding; protein serine/threonine/tyrosine kinase activity; protein serine/threonine kinase activity. Bases 95 to 2590 code for a protein of 831 amino acids. NCBI's taxonomy places the organism in Eukaryota, Viridiplantae, Streptophyta, Magnoliopsida, Malvales, Malvaceae. The record is from RefSeq and is a predicted model, not a curated record. Gene Ontology annotation, cellular component: spindle; nucleus; kinetochore. The transcript is spliced from 6 exons. Gene Ontology annotation, biological process: chromosome segregation; mitotic spindle assembly checkpoint signaling; protein localization to kinetochore.
UUUUUCCCCUCCAUUUCUCAGCUUUUACAUAUCUCUUCCUUCUUUCUACCGGAACUUCCCCUCCAUAGACCGGAAAUGCCGCUGAGAUCCGCCCAUGGAAAGGGAGGCUAAGCUUCCGCUCCCACCAUCUGCCAAUCUGGUGCGCUCGAUCCCCAAUCAGGAGACGUCAUCUUCCACCUCAUCCUCUUCGUCCCCUCCUGGAUUCAUCCGUGAUGUUCAAGCCGCCUUCAAGCGCCAUCGAUCUCUCGGUACAAUACAGACGAAUGGUAUAAUGCCAAGACGAAUGGUGGUUCCCCAGCGUGCCGCUUCUAGAAAUAUGGAUGUCAAUUGUGAUACUAACAAGUCUAAGGAUUGUGUUUCGUUGAGUAAUGGUCAGUUGGUCAAGGAGAAAAUUAAUGCCGGGGAGUCUCAAGAAGAUGCAUUUAUUACUGCACCUUCCAUCACGGGAACUACUACCAAAACCUUUGAUGAAAAUUUCAACCCAUUUGAUGUGGAUCGAGAUCAGCACAAGGUGGUUGAUGCUAAGAAGGAGAAUAAUUUGAUCCCUUUGCAGGAUGUACAGUCUCUAAAUGUCGAUGUUCAGAAAAAGGUUCAGUUUUUAACCGAACACAAUGCAGUUUCCCAGGGGGCCGAUGAUGGAAUGGCCACUGGACUGGAAAAUUUAUCAUCUCAUAUGGAUUCUCUUUCCUUGACAGAAAUGGAGUGGAAUGCAGUCAAUCAAGUAGAGUCGUCAACAGUUGUCAAUAACAAUUCAAAGCACCAACCCUUCCAAAACCCAGAAUCUGAAAUCAGUUUGAAGUCUGAUGUUGGGAUCUCUUCUUUGGCAAAGAGAACUACUAUUGUACAAGAUCAGAUACAUCAUUUAGGAAACUUUUUAGGGCAACCCGUCAUGCAAUCUUCAGUUGUGGGGUCAUCAUGUGCUACCACAACAUCUAUCUAUUCUAGUUCAGCUCCAAUGCUUAACCUGACAACUUAUUGCUCUCGUUCCCAUGAAGGAGUUUCUCAUAUCUCAAAAGAAGCCAUGGGAGAUUUUGACGUGAAUCAUCAAAAUCUAAAUCAAGGGAAUGUGUUGCAGCAAGAAUUUCCUUCAGGGAAGGAAAUAAGCAGAAUGCUAGCUGAUCAAGCAGCUCAGGCUUCUACUUCUGGUAAUAAUUCCCAACUGGAGGUCAAUGAACUUGACUUGUCCAAAAGGCAAGAAGGAAGCUUGGUGACCCAAAAUGAACUUCCAAAAGAUUCUUGUCCUCUGAAUGAUAAGUCAAUCAAAGGGCAAGAAUCUAUAGAUGGUGUCACUAAUAUACGAUCUCAGUCUCCAUCGUCGAAAGACUUGAAUUCAGAUGUAAAGGUAGAACCUUCUAAAGCAGAGAAGCAAGGGAAGGUGACAAGUAGUAAAGGAACAUCAGCACCUCGUAAACGGAAUUAUGAUCCUGACUUGUUUUUCAAAGUUAAUGGAAAGCUGUAUCAAAGGCUUGGAAAGAUAGGCAGCGGAGGAAGCAGUGAGGUCCAUAAAGUCAUUUCAUCAGAUUGUACAAUAUAUGCACUCAAGAAAAUCAAGCUCAAAGGUCGUGACUAUGCUAGUGCAUAUGGGUUUUGUCAGGAAAUCGAAUAUUUAAACAGGUUGAAGGGAAAGAACAACAUUAUCAACUUAAUAGACUAUGAGGUGACAGAUAAGAAUAUGCUCCGAGAAAUGAUGAAUGGCAGCAUGUCAAAUAAAGAUGGCAGAGUCAAGGAUGAUAGCUAUGUAUACAUGGUACUCGAAUAUGGAGAAAUUGAUUUGGCUCACAUGUUAUCCCAGAAAUGGAAGGAAAUGGAUAGCUGUAAUCAGAAUAUAGAUGAGAACUGGCUUCGAUUUUACUGGCAGCAAAUACUUCAAGCUGUCAACACUAUACAUGAGGAACGUAUCGUGCACUCCGACUUAAAGCCUGCUAAUUUUCUUCUUGUAAAAGGCUCUCUAAAACUUAUUGAUUUUGGUAUUGCCAAAGCCAUAAUGAGCGAUACAACCAACAUCCAAAGGGAUUCACAGGUUGGAACUCUGAGUUAUAUGUCGCCCGAGGCAUUCAUGUGCAAUGAGAGUGAUGCAAAUGGAAAUACAAUAAAAUGUGGCCGACCUUCUGAUAUAUGGUCCCUUGGGUGCAUACUUUAUCAAAUGGUUUAUGGGAGGACGCCUUUUGCAGAUUACAAGACUUUCUGGUCCAAGUUCAAAGUUAUAACCGACCCGAACCACACAAUCAUAUAUGAACCAGUUUCUAACCCAUGGCUUCUUGACAUCAUGAAGAAAUGUCUUGCAUGGGACCGAAACAAGAGGUGGCGGAUCCCUGAGCUACUUCAACACCCUUUUCUUGUUCCCUCUUUCCUUCCCCUACCAUCUUUGGCUCAAGACCAAAGCUUUCAACUGAUUGAACUUAUAGCCAAUUCAUGUUCAAACAAUCAAGGUGCUACGAUGUUGUGCUCUCAGCUCACUCGGCUGCUUCGAGACCCAAUGUCACAGGUGACAUCCGAAUCACUAACAUCACGAGAACAACAAUGCAAAUUGCUCUCUCAAAUGUCAAAGCUGUGUUUUCAGCUCCAACAACAUUUAAGCCAGUCAGGGUAAGAGUUUGUGGGAAAGUGAUUAUGCUUGUCUCAGCAUUUUUUUUUCGAGUGUUGCAAUU